Messenger RNA from Wasmannia auropunctata (little fire ant), 987 nucleotides. RefSeq lists its product as uncharacterized. Gene Ontology annotation, cellular component: membrane. The record is from RefSeq and is a predicted model, not a curated record. The annotation marks the transcript as partial. Gene Ontology annotation, molecular function: olfactory receptor activity; odorant binding. Lineage: Eukaryota; Metazoa; Arthropoda; Insecta; Hymenoptera; Formicidae. Gene Ontology annotation, biological process: sensory perception of smell. The transcript has 3 exons.
AUGGACUUUCAAAGCACGAAUCCUUUUAAUGUUUGGUUAAAUCUACUUUCGGGCAAUCUGCUACCUAUGACCAGCAAUUCGUCAUUUCCAAUAUUCUGGAAAAUGUACAGUGCUUUCGUGUGGUCGGUCCUAAUAGUUUGCUUGGUCACAUUAAUCCCUGCCUGCUUCUUAGUACCGAUAGAGAAAGCAUUGAGUGAUGGAGUAAUUGUUUUGGUCGUUUUUAUAGAAUUAGUUUUCACCAUCGUGCGAAUAAACGUGCAGCCAACACUAGUACACCAAUUGAUACAAAAAUUGAAUACGAUUCUCACAAACACUGAAAACAAUAACAUGAAGGAUAUUGUAAUAAUGAAUGUAAAUUCCGUGGUGACUCCAUUCAAAUUUUUCUUAAUGUUAGGCACAUGUUCUGUUAUUGUCUGGGCCAGUGUAUCAUUCUUAAUAUUAUUCGAAAGGAGUACUUUUUACUACGCAGAUUUUCGAUCUCCAGCUAUUUUUUCUAAAGAAGAGCCAUUCUCUAUUAAUGUUUUCCUAUUGGGUAACGUGAUAUCAAUGGUCAGCAAUAUAUACCUUUUUUUAAAAAAGGUUAGCGUGGAUAUGUAUAUAGCACAUUUAAUAUCAUUGAUAACGUCGCAAUAUCACUACAUUGCUUCGAGACUUGUAUUAGUAUUUCGAAACAGUAAUCGACAGGAUAGCAGCAGUUUUUCAGAAAAUAAUUUCACAAAUUCCGGCGUGGAGAAAGAAAUAAAAAGUUUAUGUCAACAACAUAAUGAUGUUAUGGACAUGAUGUUAAUGUUGAAGAAAUUGCUAUCUAUAAGUAUCUUCUUGAUAUAUAUGAAUAAUGUUUUUCGAUUCUGUUUCCUUGGAAUUAUAUUUAUUACUGUGUUUACGUCAGCGACUUUCGUAGAAAUGUUCAUGGUGCUUAUAUACACAUGCUCCGCAUUAGUGCAGUUCUACAUAUUGUGCGCUUGUUUCCAGAAUUUAUCAGAAGCA